This is a messenger RNA of Malaya genurostris, 775 nucleotides long. RefSeq lists its product as uncharacterized. The transcript has 2 exons. The record is from RefSeq and is a predicted model, not a curated record. NCBI's taxonomy places the organism in Eukaryota, Metazoa, Arthropoda, Insecta, Diptera, Culicidae. The coding region runs from base 200 to 679 and encodes 159 amino acids.
GACCGCUUACGGUCCAUCUCGCUUACUGAAAUAUUUACCAUGGCAUCUAGUUACGAUGAGUUAUUUUUUAAGUAUUAUCUGUAUUAGGUCACCGUAAUAUUUGGUUAUAUAUGUUUUAAUCAUAACUCGUGGUAAUUAUAUAUGUAUAUAUAUUGCGGGCUUCGAAUGAAUUCGAAUCAGUCAUCAUCAAUCUAAUCUGAUGGAUAACAUUCACGUAGAACACCAAGAGACAAUGCUAGCAGAUACGACUAGUUUACCGGACACGGUUACAUCGGAAGUAAGCAUAGAUAUGGAAUGUUAUUCCUCAGACGGCGAAUUUGACGAAUCGAUAAAGGAAUGUAUGAAUUAUAACAUAACGAAGAAAAUUGUAAUGGAGCAAUCAGUUAAUACACCACAAUCAGAUGAAUUUGAAUUGAUUGACUAUGAUGCAUUAGAUAAAAUCAACCUGCGCUAUCUACGUCUGGGGAAUUUCGAAGGAAAACCUUGCACUAUAACUAGUCUGGAAAGUCAACUUUCACUUUGCAACGUUUUGAAAACUAUAAUACCUGCUCAAGUUAUGCUGCGAAAUUAUUUCCGAAAUAUGAAAGUUGAUAAAGAAAACAUGCUAGUUUUCAAAUCUACGGUUAUUAAAGAAAAAGUUCAACAACGUCGAGUUCUGCAGGAAAAAAAUGAAGGAUAAGUACUGAGAUGUAUUUAUGUAUUUUUUUAACAUGUUUAAGAACAUCAGUAUAGUUUUCAUUUUAUUUUGACUUAACUUCUUUUAGUUAUACUUUGU